This is a messenger RNA of Eruca vesicaria subsp. sativa (arugula), 243 nucleotides long. The record is from the annotation of a GenBank genome assembly. Lineage: Eukaryota; Viridiplantae; Streptophyta; Magnoliopsida; Brassicales; Brassicaceae.
AUGCUUCAAGAACCACGUGGCUGCAAUUGGAGGUCACACGCUCGACGUUUGCGGCGAGUUCAUGCCCCUACCUUCACAUCUUCUGAUCGAACUUCUCUCAGAUGUGCCGCCUGCGGUUGCCACAGUAAAUUCCACGACCGUGACCCAGACAAAUUCCUCACUCACUUCCGACGUGCCUCCACCAUCUCUUCCCCAUCUUCCACCACAGCUGAAAUAAAGUACCAAUGCCACACCGUCAAUUGA